This is a messenger RNA of Fraxinus pennsylvanica, 363 nucleotides long. The record is from the annotation of a GenBank genome assembly. NCBI's taxonomy places the organism in Eukaryota, Viridiplantae, Streptophyta, Magnoliopsida, Lamiales, Oleaceae.
AUGGGUUCUAACAAUGCUCAUGGUUAUUGGGAUCUGGUCUGGCAGUGGCGAGGCCCUCAGCGUAUCCAAGCAUUUCUUUGGAUUUGCAUGUACAAUAAACUUUUCACGAAUUAUGAUCGCAAUAGACAACAUUUAACAGAUGACCCAAGCUGCCCUGUUUGUCACAAUGGCGUGGAAACCAUCUCUCAUGUGUUACGAGAUUGUCUGGUAGCCAAGGCCUUAUGGUUGCAGUUCUUGCCCUCCUCGGAUAAUACCAGGUUCUUUGAUCUGAACUUUAAAGAUUGGAUGUUUCGUAAUUUGCGGAAUGAUUUUACUGCCAGGGAAAAUCUUGAUUGGAAGAUGCUCUUUGGGUUUACCUGUUAG